Molecule: messenger RNA, 813 nt
Organism: Cornus florida
Lineage: Eukaryota; Viridiplantae; Streptophyta; Magnoliopsida; Cornales; Cornaceae
Exons: 2
Coding region: 1-813 (270 amino acids)
Molecular function (GO): zinc ion binding; nucleic acid binding
Source: RefSeq, a predicted model, not a curated record
AUGGUGACUUCUUCUACGACGUCGUCUCUUGUCCCAAUCAAUUGGAUUUCUGCAAACUCUCGGAAGAGCAAGAGCAAGAAAAUUGUGAUUGCUGAUUCGGUGGCCUCCGAGGGGCUUCAACUCUGCGCUCAUAGUCUGGUUGGGAAGCUCUACUCUGAUAAACCGGUGAAGUUGUUUGGGAUGAGAAAGACACUCAGUGAGGCAUGGGACUGUGAUGGUUUGCAGAUGUAUCAGAUUAAAGAGCUUAUGUUUCAGUUUCUUAUUCCUCUGGAGGAGGAUAGUGAGCGCAUCUUGCGCAAUUAUCCCUGGAGUUUUGAUGGAGACCUUCUCUCGAUCCAACAAUGGGUUCCAGAGUUUCAGUUCUAUCCCGAAUCUUUUCGUUCUGUACCCUUUUGGAUCCGAAUUACCAAUGUUCCCUUGGAUUUGAUGACAGAAGGGGCGCCUAAGGAAUUAGCUUCCUCUUUUCUGACUUGUGAGAAAGUUGAAGUUCACGAUUUGGGUUUUGCCGGGGGACGUUAUAUUCGUAUUCGGGUUUGUGUGGAUGUGUCAAAGCCAUUUAGACGAGGGCUCAGGAUUGUUCAUGAGGGUAAACGAAAAUGGACGAAAUUGCGCUAUGAACGUCUCCCUUCCCUUUGUUAUUUUUGUGGCAGAGUUGGUCAUGCAGUUCGUUGUUGUCCGUCCAAGCUUGAUUCUGAUCCAAUUGAUGAUCGGCAGUUUGGUUGUUGGUUGAAAGCUUCGGGAUUGGUUGGGAAACUUCUUAAGAAUCAGAAAGGAUCCAGUUCGGCUAACUCAUCUUUCGGCCCUUUGCCGUGA